Molecule: messenger RNA, 345 nt
Organism: Eremothecium gossypii ATCC 10895
Lineage: Eukaryota; Fungi; Ascomycota; Saccharomycetes; Saccharomycetales; Saccharomycetaceae
Gene: VMA10
Product: H(+)-transporting V1 sector ATPase subunit G
Exons: 2
Coding region: 1-345 (114 amino acids)
Biological process (GO): proton transmembrane transport
Cellular component (GO): vacuolar proton-transporting V-type ATPase complex
Molecular function (GO): proton-transporting ATPase activity, rotational mechanism
Source: RefSeq, marked provisional
AUGUCGCAGUCGAAUGGGAUCGCAACGUUGUUAAAGGCCGAGAAGGAGGCGCACGAGAUCGUGGCCUCCGCACGCCGGUACCGCCAAGAGCGGCUCAAGCAGGCCAAGCUGGACGCGCUGCAGGAAAUCAACGAGUAUCGGCGGCGCAAGGAGCAGGAGCUCCGCGAGUACGAGGCAGCCAACGCUGGCGGCGCGGAGGAGCUGGAGCGUGACGCCGAGCAGCGCGCGCAGAAGGAGCUGGACGAGAUCCGCCGCGUGGCAGGAGCGAAGCGCGACGCCGUGGUGGAGCUGCUGAUCGACGCCGUCACAAAGCCGCAGCACGAGCUGCACGUCAAUGCGGGGUAG